This is a messenger RNA of Rhipicephalus microplus (southern cattle tick), 989 nucleotides long. RefSeq names its product trypsin-1-like. Gene Ontology annotation, molecular function: serine-type endopeptidase activity. Gene Ontology annotation, biological process: proteolysis. Lineage: Eukaryota; Metazoa; Arthropoda; Arachnida; Ixodida; Ixodidae. The record is from RefSeq and is a predicted model, not a curated record.
UCGUUGAACGGCCGCCUGUCUGUGUAACUCAAGCCGAAAAAACGGAGAACAAGCUUUCCAGACUACACCCGGGAAUCAACUGGAAACAUGUUCGCUGUAAUAACACUUCUGUUUGUGGCUGUUACUGAGAGCAAUGCGUGCGGCGAACAAAGGUGUGGUGUCCGUGGGCCCAGUUACUACUCUCAGCACCAGAGGAUCGUUGGUGGCGAACAAGCCGGGCGGCUCGAGUUUCCCUGGCAGAUAUCGUUACGCCGCGUGAUACCAGUGGUCAACCAGGAUCGGGGACACGCCUGCGGAGGUUCCAUCAUCAACAGCCGCUACGUCCUCACAGCUGCACACUGCGUCACAGGGUUGCUCACGUUUCCGUCAGACUUCACCGUCGUAGUGGGAGAGGAAGACAUCACCAAGAAGGACGACACCGAUGAAGCCAUCCAAGUGCGAAAGAUCAUCAAGCACCCGCAGUGGGACAAAGACACGAUGGAGAAUGACUACGCUCUUCUAGAGCUGAAAACUCCCCUGGACUUUGAAGGGUGGCACAAGCAUUUGAUGCCCAUCUGCCUGCCCGAGAAGGACCAGGACUUUGUGGGACAGAACUGCACCAUCAGCGGGUGGGGACUCACCAAGGACAGAUCGGAAGGAGGGAAGGUGCCGGCCAAAUUGCAGAAGGUGGACGUGCCUGUGCUGAAGCAUUCCACUUGCAUUGAGUUCUACAAGGACUUUCAUGAUCUCGAGGUUAAGGAAGAGACCAUGAUCUGCGCUGGAUACGAAGAAGGAGGCCGCUCCGCGUGCCAGGGUGACUCCGGGGGACCGCUGCAGUGUGCUCGAGCGGAUGGUCGCUACGUGCUCGCCGGUGCCACUUCCUGGGGACUCAAGUGUGCCGCCCCCAGAAAACCGGGCGUCUACGCGCGGAUUGCCACGCGCGUUGACUGGAUACGAAGCGUAGUCGGAGAGACGCCCUGAUGCCUUCAAUAAAGCUACCCUGACUUGCA